This is a messenger RNA of Canis lupus familiaris (dog), 3869 nucleotides long. RefSeq names its product paired like homeodomain 3 (gene PITX3). Gene Ontology annotation, biological process: regulation of transcription by RNA polymerase II; anatomical structure morphogenesis. Gene Ontology annotation, molecular function: DNA-binding transcription factor activity, RNA polymerase II-specific; RNA polymerase II cis-regulatory region sequence-specific DNA binding. NCBI's taxonomy places the organism in Eukaryota, Metazoa, Chordata, Mammalia, Carnivora, Canidae. Gene Ontology annotation, cellular component: nucleus. The record is from RefSeq and is a predicted model, not a curated record. The transcript has 6 exons. The coding region runs from base 2140 to 3048 and encodes 302 amino acids.
GUUUCCUGGACCACUUCCAUCCUACUUAUUUUAAACAAAUAAAUACAAAAAAUGCUAUUUCUCCACCAACACACACACACACACACACACACAAUUUCAGGAGGGCAGAGGGCAUUAGGUAGGAUGAAACUGAGUUUAGUCCCUGUAGAUCCCAUAUAGUUUUUCCUUCUAACACAGUGAGGUUUUGAUCCUCCUUGUCACUACCUUACCGUGCAAAAUCCUGACUGCCAAGGCCAGAACCAGGCCACGAGUCAGGAUCACAUACUGCAACUAAUCCUUGGUACAGAUAACAUUUAUUGAGUGUCCAUUGCUUUCUGAAAGGCAUUAAAUUGAUACUCCUUAUCCUUACCUUAUGCUCUAGGUAGGCUAUUGCAUAUAUGCUACUGCUUUUAAGACGUGGGUAAAUUAAACAGAAUAAUCCCAAAACAGACCUUUCUCUUUGUAUCCUCCCAUAUGGCCCAGAGAAGUGCCUUACAUACCUGAACUAAAGGCAUAAAAAUUUCUAUGUUGUGCAUUAAAAAACACCACACUAUUCCUCACUUCUGAAGGCACUCUUUACCCUUGGGUAGUUUUACAAUAUAGCAGUUUAUCAAAGGUCACUACAGUGCCAUAAACUACUCCUUGGGAGUUAUGCUCCAUCAUUCACUCUGCUGCCCUGACUCUACCACUUUUAAAUUAGCUGAACAUCUUUCAUGACUCUUUUUACCCGCUAAAAAUAAUAGGCCAACAGUACCAAACUUCACCAAUACCCAACUCCCUCUCUGUUCUCAGCCAAAUAUGUCAUAAUAGAGUGGCUCCCUUGUGAUUAAACGUCUCCUUAGGCCAAAUGAAGAGAAGACCUUGUGGGGAAAUGCCAACCAAAACAUACACCAGAAGAUAAUAUCCGUAAAAGAUUGUGUAAAGGAAGAAAGAGUCUCAGAAGAUAAGUCCAGUGUUUAGAUACAGACACAGACUGGCAGUGAGCUACCCCAGAAGUGGAAAGUCUUCUCUUAGCCCAGGUCUCCGUAAGACUGGCCUCAAUCCUUCCACACCUCUUCUCACUACCUGAGUCUAGGUUGCACUAGCUCAUCAUCCAGUAUUAAUGAAGCAGUUCACAGCUGUAUUAACGAGGCAGUCACACAGAAGUGGACGUUGUACAGGAUCUGCAGAGACUCUCAUACCUAAAGUUUAAAAAUCAACCCUAAAAAGUAGAUACAACGUUCCUUAGGUUUGCUUUCAGCUUUUGAGGACUGGGCUCUCUAGGAUACAGAAAGCUUUAGAAGAGGGGAGCUGAAGGCUAAGUUAAGCCUGGAAACACAGGAAGAAAGAUUCGGGCACCCGAAAGGGAUCAGAAGUCAGAGCUCAAGUCGCCCCUCCAGCCGCAGGGGCCUGACCUUUGCCCCCUGCAUGCCUCCCAGUUCCCUCCCACAACAAUCUCUCCCUGUCUCAUUAUUCCCCCUGCGUCCUUAACCCACCCACGUCGUCCAACGUAAGGGCCCUCCUCCCCUCAUUCCCUAUGGUGAUGUCAGGGCGGCCUUCAAGACACUGGAACUCUAAGAAGAGACUUCGCUGACCUGUCAGCGGAUCCAAAAUGGCGGGGCCUAGUCCCAGGACCCGCAGCCGCUGCUCAUGUCCAGCCCAGGCCCCGAAGGCGUCUUUAAGCGACUCUCCCGGCUCUGGUGGCAGAUGGGAGAAGGGAAGGAGCCCGAUUCCUGGGAGUUGAGACCGAAGUCAGAGAGCGCACAGACUGCCAGGAAGACUCGGCCGGAACGAGCGGUGGAGCCGGCUACCUUCCCUGUCAGCUCACUGACGUGUUUAUCAAGCUGUGACUCCCAGCUCUGCUCCUCGUACUAAGCCUUGGACGCUCCUUACCUACCUGGAAAACAGGUUAACCCAGUCGUCCCUCUUUGCCCAGUGGUGUUGCUCUCAUGGCCUCUGGAAAACCCAUGAGCAUGGUUUGCAUUUCAAGAGCAUCUUGGGUAUGAAGUAAAAGGAGACUUCAGAGAACCCCUUUUUCUAGCUCUCAGUUCUAAGCCUUUUGAACUAUUUGGGAAGAACUACUACUCAAGGCUGCCACAGGUCUCAUCCAAGGGCAUCUCCCUUCUAUCAGAGCAUCACUAACUCCUGACCUCAGACCUGGAAGGGGAGAGUCCUCCCUCCAUGGAGUUUGGCCUGCUCAGCGAGGCGGAGGCCCGGAGCCCGGCCCUGUCGCUGUCAGAUGCGGGCACUCCCCACCCGCCACUCCCGGAACACGGCUGCAAGGGCCAGGAGCACAGCGACUCGGAAAAGGCCUCGGCCUCGCUGCCCGGCGGCUCCCCAGAAGACGGCUCGCUGAAGAAGAAGCAGCGGCGGCAGCGCACCCACUUCACCAGCCAGCAGCUGCAGGAGCUGGAGGCGACCUUCCAGAGGAACCGCUACCCCGACAUGAGUACGCGCGAAGAGAUCGCGGUGUGGACCAACCUCACCGAGGCCCGCGUGCGGGUGUGGUUCAAGAACCGGCGCGCCAAGUGGCGGAAGCGCGAGCGCAGCCAGCAAGCGGAGCUGUGCAAGGGCGGCUUCGCGGCGCCACUCGGGGGGCUGGUGCCGCCCUACGAGGAGGUGUACCCCGGCUACUCGUAUGGCAAUUGGCCACCCAAGGCGCUUGGCCCGCCGCUUGCUGCCAAGACCUUCCCGUUCGCCUUCAACUCGGUCAACGUGGGGCCUCUGGCCUCGCAGCCCGUCUUCUCGCCACCCAGCUCCAUCGCCGCCUCCAUGGUGCCCUCGGCCGCGGCCGCCCCGGGCACCGUGCCAGGGCCCGGGGCCCUGCAGGGCCUGGGCGGGGGGCCCCCCGGGCUGGCUCCGGCCGCAGUGUCCUCCGGGGCAGUGUCCUGCCCUUACGCUUCGGCCGCUGCUGCAGCCGCUGCAGCCGCCUCUUCCCCCUACGUAUAUCGGGACCCGUGUAACUCGAGUCUGGCCAGCCUGAGGCUCAAGGCCAAACAGCACGCCUCUUUCAGCUAUCCCGCCGUGCCCGGGCCGCCCCCGGCCGCCAACCUCAGUCCAUGCCAGUACGCCGUUGAACGGCCCGUAUGAAUGGCCCGGUCCGUCGACCAUCCCCGAGGGUGGGGCGAGAAUUUACAGACUCCCCGGACUGGGGUCGUCUUGACUGGCUUGCCCCUGCCCCGGGAUCUGAGAGGGGUGCUGGGGCAGCUCGGGGUGGGGGGGGAUGGUGGGUGGCCAGCUCAGGAGAGAGCCUUCCCCCUGCCGGCCCUGAGGGGUGGACUGGGCCCUAUACACCCUACACACAGUCCGCGCCCCUGGGACUAAGGCCAGGAACAGGGACCAGUUCCCCGGGGGCCAACUGACCCUUGGCCCACCCCGCCUUCUCCAGACUCCCCUCCCCCAUUUUCAAAGAUAAACGAAAUAAACGUGCGCCGACUGCCAAAGGCUUGAUGAUUCAGAGUUGCGGUUGAGCUCCCUCCCCUGUGGCUAAGGAAGAGCCUGGUGUACAGGAAUAAAGUGAGGGCCCGGGCUUCUAGGGCUUCAGUCCCCUCUCAGUUCCCAACACCAGGAUGGGGAAGCUGGGGGAUACCUGGAGCAGAGGGGCGCACCUGCGUGCAAAUAUGUAGGUGUGGCUUAGGGAACUAGCUACUUGGCUGGUGUCAGCCAAAGCUGGUGCUGCGGUGCCACCUCGUGGCCUCAUGGAGGAUAACUGGAAGGUCCAAUUUGGAACGCUUACUUGCCAAGUGUCAAUUCUGCAACUUAGGAAGCUUAUGACCUUAGAUAAGUUACACCACCUUUCUGCACCUGUUUCUCACUGUUCCUAUGAGGGGCUUGGGCCUCUAAUAGCAAUAAAAUUCUGGUCUGUAACAGACAUUUAUUAAGUGCCUAUCAGGCCUAGGAUUCUUAUUGAA